Messenger RNA from Chionomys nivalis (European snow vole), 4891 nucleotides. It is a transcript of the gene Rabgef1, whose product is annotated as RAB guanine nucleotide exchange factor 1. The transcript is spliced from 9 exons. Gene Ontology annotation, molecular function: zinc ion binding; guanyl-nucleotide exchange factor activity; DNA binding. Bases 40 to 1548 code for a protein of 502 amino acids. Gene Ontology annotation, cellular component: cytosol; endocytic vesicle. Gene Ontology annotation, biological process: vesicle-mediated transport. NCBI's taxonomy places the organism in Eukaryota, Metazoa, Chordata, Mammalia, Rodentia, Cricetidae. The record is from RefSeq and is a predicted model, not a curated record.
GAGCCGACUGACUGGAGCGGCGCUGGGAGCGGCUGUCGGAUGCCGGCGGAGCCGCGGACCAGGAAGAAGAUGAGCCUAAAGUCUGAACGCCGGGGAAUUCAUGUGGAUCAAUCUGAGCUCUUGUGUAAGAAAGGAUGUGGUUACUAUGGAAACCCUGCCUGGCAGGGUUUCUGCUCCAAGUGCUGGAGGGAGGAGUACCACAAGGCCCGACAGAAGCAGAUCCAAGAGGACUGGGAACUGGCAGAAAGGCUUCAGCGGGAGGAGGAAGAGGCCUUUGCUAGCAGCCAGAGCAGUCAAGGAGCCCAGUCCCUCACAUUCUCCAAGUUCGAGGAAAAGAAAACCAAUGAGAAGACCCGGAAGGUCACCACAGUGAAGAAGUUCUUCAGCGCCUCUUCCAGGGUGGGAUCCAAGAAAGCAGAAAUUCAGGAAGCCAAAGCUCCCAGUCCCUCCAUAAACCGGCAAACCAGCAUUGAGACGGAUCGAGUGACUAAAGAGUUCAUAGACUUUCUCAAGACCUUCCACAAGACAGGCCAAGAAGUCUAUAAACAGACGAAGAUGUUUUUGGAAGCAAUGCAUUACAAAAGGGACUUAAGCAUCGAGGAGCAGUCAGAAUGUACUCAGGACUUUUACCAGAAUGUGGCCGAAAGAAUGCAGACUCGUGGAAAAGUGCCUCCAGAGAAAGUGGAGAAGAUAAUGGAUCAGAUUGAAAAACACAUCAUGACUCGUCUCUAUAAAUUCGUGUUCUGCCCAGAGACUACUGAUGAUGAGAAGAAAGAUCUUGCCAUUCAAAAGAGGAUCAGGGCUCUACAUUGGGUAACACCUCAGAUGCUCUGUGUCCCUGUCAGUGAGGAAAUCCCUGAAGUAUCUGACAUGGUGGUGAAAGCCAUCACAGACAUCAUUGAGAUGGACUCAAAACGUGUGCCUCGGGACAAGCUAGCCUGCAUCACCAGAUGCAGCAAGCACAUCUUCAACGCCAUCAAGAUCACCAAGAAUGAGCCAGCCUCUGCUGAUGACUUCCUUCCCACCCUCAUCUACAUCGUCCUAAAGGGCAACCCCCCUCGCCUGCAGUCUAAUAUCCAGUACAUCACUCGCUUCUGCAAUCCCAGCCGGCUUAUGACGGGCGAGGACGGCUACUACUUCACUAACCUGUGCUGUGCUGUGGCUUUCAUUGAGAAGUUAGAUGCCCAGUCUCUGAAUUUAAGUCAGGAAGAUUUUGACCGAUACAUGUCCGGCCAGACCUCCCCGAGGAAGCAGGAGCCCGAGAGCUGGUCCCCUGAAGCCUGCUUAGGCGUGAAGCAAAUGUAUAAGAACUUGGACCUCCUGUCUCAGCUGAAUGAACGGCAGGAAAGGAUCAUGAAUGAAGCCAAGAAACUUGAAAAAGACUUAAUCGACUGGACAGAUGGAAUUGCCAAGGAAGUUCAAGACAUUGUUGAGAAAUACCCACUUGAGAUCAAGCCUCCAAACCAACCAUUAGCAGCCAUUGACUCUGAGAAUGUGGAAAAUGACAAGCUCCCUCCCCCACUGCAACCACAGGUGUACGCAGGGUGAUGUCUUGCUCAUGGCCAUAUUUAGUUGGGGCUGAUUUCAGAGAGCUGCUGUGUUCCACUGUUCAGGUCCGGAAUACAAGUUAACUGCUUAAAACAUCAAAGUAUUUUUAAGGUACAGUUUUAGGGAUUGUUUUAUUUUUUUUUUCUAGCAGGGGAAGUUAGUAAAUAAUAAUGCACUAUUUAUUUGAGUUGGUGAAGUAGGUUUGUAUAAAUUCUGUUUCAAUCUUUUAUGUCCUUUCUGAUUUUCCCAUGGGCUUCCUCUGUGGUAGACACUGUUAUUGGUUUUGGGCAAAUACUGCCUUUUAAAGGAUAAACAGAUUCUACAAAGUCUACAUUGAAAUGAAUUUAAUGUUCCCACACUCUCCCAGUGUGAAGUAAUUUUAUAAUUGUAAAGAUAGAAGAUAUAUUAAUAAGUAAAUAUGUAAAAUUGUAAAUAUGUAAAAAAUAGGACUCGGGGAGGGAUGGUGUCUGCACGCAUGGCAUUUCACAUGCUGAUUUUUUUUUAGGUGAAAAUGAAAUAUAUUGAAUAUUUGCCGUUAGCACAGUUUUAUUUGUUUUUGUCCUACUGAAAAUAAUCUAAAUAUUUUGUGCUCUCACAUUUAACAGUACAUUAGCACUAACUGCCCUAACUCUGAGGUCCUCUCAGGUACACAUUAGGAAGUGUGACACCAACUUUUAGGUCACAUGAAGUAUCGUUGUGGGACCUUGGGGAGGUGGCUCAGUAAGCACUUUCCACACCGGUGUGAGGACCUGAUUUCAAUGUCUAGCAUGCAUGUCAGCAGCUCAGCAUGAUGACAUGUACCUGCGAUGGCACUGCUAGGAGGCGGUGACAGGCGGGUUCCUAGAACUUGCUGACUAGCAAGCUUUGCCUCACCUAACCAUCCAGUUCCAGGUCCCAGUGAGAGACGCUGUCUAAACAACAGAUCUAGACAGAUGGCUCCUGAGAAAUGACACCCAAGGUGUGUACCUGUACACACAUGUGUACCACACACACAUAAACAUAUCACAUACAGAGUUGCUAGCUAGUACGGUUGACUUUGAACUGUGCUUGUAGCAUCCUCCCCCUUAAUCAUCCAACAAACUUCUCCACUUGCUGUGGUGGUUGUUGCUUUUUUCUUUGAUUUUUUUUUUUGUUUUGUUUUGUUUGUUUUGUUUGUUGAAACAGACUGUUGCUAUGUAACCCAGGCUGGCCUCAAACUUGUGAUCACCCUACCUCAAGCUCCCAUUGUUGGGAUUUAUGUACGUACCACCACACAGCUCAUUCAGACACAUCGUCACUGAGUUGUGCGAUGCAAAGACUUAGUCUUGAAUGGAAGUUGGAAUAAACUGUCAACAGGUAGUAGGCAACAGGUAAAGUAAACCUUUCAGAAUCCCCACCUCAGAACUGACAGUAGUGGCCUGAGAAUUCUGUUGCUGUGCACAGUGUGGGAUGUGUGAGUACCAUUCCUGCUUUCUGUGCCCAGUAGAUGCCAGCAGCACCCCACGUUUGUGGGCUAAUGGUCUCCAUUCAUGUGGUGACACAUGUUUAUAAUCCUGGUCCUCGGGAGGUGGAGGCAGGAGGACAGGAGUUCAGGCCAUCCUUAUACACACAGUGAGUUUGAGAUAAGCCUGGGCUGUGGAGAUCCUGUCUCAAAGAAAGAAAAAAUAAACUUGACUCUGGGCAUUAUUAAAUGUCUCCUGGGGGACAGAGCUAGCCCCUGCUAAGUAAGAAUCACCAGUCUCAUGUAAGCGAGGAGGUUAUGCUCCUGCUAGUUAAUAGGCUAUAACCAAAGAAUAUUGCAUUGAUUAGAUAGUAUCAUGCUACUUGAUGUCUCCCUCAGAGAGGCCCUUCAGUGGGGAACCUUCUCUAAUCCUGUGGAACUUUUUACAACCUGGUUAUACCAUGGAUGGAUGACUCUUCUACGUGGUUAUUAUCAGCACCCUUGUGGAAUUAGGAAUUCCUCAGGACACCAUUGUUGAACAGUGUCAUGGCAUUCAAGCAGCUGAGAAAGGCUUUCUUCCUUUCUCAACAUAUUUUCCUAAAUGUUUACUACAAAUAUGUAGUAUAAUAAUUUUGGAAUAAAAGUAGGACAAGUAUAUAACUUUUAAAAUAUUUGUUUUUUAAUUAUGUGUAUGUCUCUGUGUGUUCAUGUUCGUGUGAAUGCAGUUACCUGUGGAGGACAGAAGAGGGCAUCAGAUCCACUGGACCUAGGGGUGCAGGUGGAGUUGGUAGUGAGCUACCUGGUAGUUACUGAGAAUCAAAUUCAGAUUCUCUGCAGAAAUAGUAUAUGCUGUUAACUGUUAAGCCAUCUCUCCAGCAUGAAUAUAAAACUUUAAUGCUUUAUUUAAACUGGUAUUAAAUAUACCAAAUUUGACACAUCGACUGUCACUAAAGACAUAGAGCAGCUGAAUCAGCUGUCCCCAGGUUCAACCACAAGGCAGUGAAUUACACUCGGUGCCUGUGAAAGGGUUGAGGAAAUGGCUCAGUAGGUGAAAUGCUAGCUUUGCAAGCAUGAGACCCUGUUUUUAAUCCCCGGAACCCAUGUUAAAAAACCUGGCUUGUUGGCGCAUCCUGGUAAUCUCAGCACCGAGGAAGUGGAGACAGGAAGAUCCUUGCACUCCUUGGCUAGCCAUCCGACUGUCCUUGGGGAGUUGCAAGCCGAUGAGAGAUACUGUAUUUUCAAAAAGCAAAGUUGGUAGCAUUUGUCCAGGGGAACUAAAUUAAAGGCUGAUCUGGCUUCCUCAUACACAUAUAACUAGUCGGGAUCUUCUCUCACAGUGACGUGAGUCCAGGAGAUUUCAGUGACUCACUUUCAUUUUCUUUAUUUUCUCUCCUUUCUAGGUGCUAAUCCAGGCCCACACAGUCUUAAAAUUCCUGGAAACAUCUAGUUCUUUUAGUUGUACAUUGGUAAAUAGAAUAAUAUCAAAGCUGGUGGGAUAAAAACAGAUUCCAAGUUCAAUUUGAUCCCCAGCACUGUAUAAACAAACAGAAAAAUAGUUUGGAGUCAGCCUUGGCUACAUUAGGAGCCCACAGCCAACCUAGGCUACAUAACAGCUUGUAUCAAAAAAAAAAAAAAAAAAUAAGAAAUACCCGUCAGCCUCCCACAAAAGCUGACGGCUGCGUUUCUUGCAGGUUAUUCACUGAAUUUCUGUGGGUAUGUCAUGUUGGUCCAGUGCUGGAGAUAAUGUCUCAUGCCUCAGAUAGAGGCUGUUUCUCCUCAGUCAGCAUCAGGACGGCGGCCAGAGAUUGUUUUCUAAACAAGAAAGUGUGGUAUUUAUGUAUUGUGAAUGUGAUUCAAAUCAAGUGUUGGGAAAGAUGUCCAUAUCAAUAAAAGUUUAUGAUCCAUCCUUCUUCCAAGUAGAUU